AUGGAAAGAUUUUUUAAGAGAAAGUCAUCAUUGGGUAGUUCGGAUAGUGUGGGUAGUUCAAGAACUUCAAGUUCAAGACAAAGUGAGUUAGAUGAGGUUUUGGCUAAUCUUCAGGCAGACCCGGGACUAAGAAUUCGUAUGAUUGAGUAUGAUAGUAAUAUUAGAGAUGAGGUUCGAAGAGCAUAUCUACAAAAAGGACCUUGUCAACCUAGAGGUCAUUCUUUCCCACAAAGUAAUAUCUCAGGAAUUAAUCGACGCUUCAUUCCCCAAUGGUUUGAUGAAUUUGAUUGGUUGGAGUAUCGUGUAUCUAAAGAUGCUGCAUUUUGUCUUUAUUGCUAUCUCUUUAAAUCCAAUUUUGAACAAGCGGGUAGUGAAGCCUUCACUGGAGCAGGGUUUAAAAAUUGGAAGAAAGGGAGAGAAAGAAUGAAGGUGCAUGUUGGACCGGUUGGUAGUGUUCAUAAUAAAGCUAGAGAAGCCGCUACAAAUUUGAUGAAUCAAAAUACACAUAUUGAAACGACUGUGAGCAAACAUUCUGAACAAGCUCGUAUGGCAUAUCGAAGAUGCUUAAUUGCAUCAAUCAAGUGCACUAAGUUUCUAUUGAGACAAGGUCUUUCUUUUCGUGGAAAUGAUGAAAGUGUCACUUCAAGCAAUAGGGGAAAUUACUUGGAGCUAUUGCAAUUCCUUGCAGACAAUGAUGAGAAAGUUAAAGAAGUUGUGUUGGAAAAUGCUCCGGGGAAUCUCAAGUUAGUAGCUCCAAAGAUUCAAAAAGAUAUUGUCAAUGCAUGUGCCGGGGAAACACUUGAUGUCAUCAUGAGUGGUUUAAAAGAUAGAUUCUUUUCUAUAUUGGUGGAUGAAGCACGUGAUAUUUCUGUGAAAGAGCAAAUGGCUAUGGUGUUGCGUUAUGUGGAUGACAAAGGGCAUGUAAUUGACAGGUUUGUGGGGGUUCAACAUGUUACCGACACCACUUCAAGUUCACUAAAGGAUGCCAUUGACAUAUUCUUUUCUUCCAAUGGUUUGAGCUUUUCCAAGUUACGAAGACAAGGUUAUGAUGGAGCUAGCAAUAUGAGAGGUGAGUUGAAUGGCCUUAAAACAAAGAUUUUGAGAGAACAACCUUGUGCAUACUGUGUUCAUUGCUUUGCUCAUCAACUUCAACUAGCACUUGUUGCCGUAGCAAAGAAGAAUAUUGAUAUUGCCUCUUUCUUCACAACCACUAAUAGUGUGGUUAACCAUGUUGGAGCAUCGUGUAAGCGGCGUGAUGCACUUAGAGCACAACUCCAAGAAGAACUUGUGAUAGCUUUUGAAAAUGAUUGUCUUAUAACGGGGCGAGGUUUGCAUCAAGAAACAAGUCUCAAACGUGCCGGUGACACACAAUGGAGCUCACAUUACGGUACCAUUAUUAGCAUCAUUUCUAUGUUUUCAUCUGUGAUUCAUGUGCUUCAAAUGAUUAUUGAUGAUAAUCCCAAUGAUAGUGCCGGUGAAGCAAAUAAGAUUCAAAGGGAAAUGCUUACUUUUCAGUUUGUGUUUCACCUAUUCUUAAUGAAGGCUAUAUUGGGACUCACAAAUGAUGUGUCAUAA
This is a messenger RNA of Prunus persica (peach), 1575 nucleotides long. RefSeq names its product zinc finger MYM-type protein 1-like. Lineage: Eukaryota; Viridiplantae; Streptophyta; Magnoliopsida; Rosales; Rosaceae. The record is from RefSeq and is a predicted model, not a curated record. The transcript has a single exon. Bases 1 to 1575 code for a protein of 524 amino acids.